AUGGAGCGCGUGUCUCGCUUUUCCGGGGUCAAGUCCCUCUACCGCUCCAUCCCCUUCCAGAUCGCCAUCGCCAGUGGUGUCUCCUUCACGGCGCCGGGCAUGUGGGAUGCGAUGAACAACCUUGGCGCGGGUGGAGCAGCAGAGCCCUACGCUGUGUCAGCGGCGAAUGCUCUGGUGUAUGGGCUGUUCGCCAUUGUCUGUGUGGCGGCGGGUGCCAUCAACAACCGCAUUGGUCUUCGGUGGGGGUUGGUUCUGGGGUCGAUUGGAUAUCCGAUCUACGGGGCUGGGCUGUACACCAAUAACUAUGCUCCCACCACCUGGUUCAUGCUGUUUGGCAGUGCCCUGUGUGGGAUCUCCGCCGGCUUCUUCUGGGCAGCGGAGGCGGCCAUCAUCAUCGGAUAUCCCAGCCCCCAGGAUCGUGCAUUCUACCUGGCGAUCUGGCAAACCGCCAAAGCAGCCGGUCCCAUUGUGGGUGGCGCCAUCAGUCUGGGCCUCAACGCGCAAACCUCCUCCAAGGGCACGAUCAGCGCGGGCACGUACAUCGUCUUUAUCGUGAUCAUGUGCCUGGGCUUCCCGAUCGCCCUCUGCCUCAGUCCCGCCGAGAAAGUGCAGCGCAAAGACCGCACGCUGGUGGUGGUGCACAAGCAAGCGAGCUGGGGGGCCGAGUUCAAGGCGGCGGUGAAACUGAUCUGGACGCGUCGCGUGCUGCUGUUGCUGCCCGCCUUCUUCAUCAGCUACUUCUACAACGCCUUCUCCAGCACCUGGCUGACCGACUACUUCACCGUGCGAUCGCGGGCCUUCUCUUCGUUUUUCACCAACUUCGCCGGCAUCGCCUCCUCCUUCCUGAUCGCGGGGCUCCUCGACCGCCAAUCCAUCCACAUCAAGACGCGCGCCAAGAUCGGCUUCCUCUCCAUCAUCGUGAUUUUGACGGGAACCUGGAUCUGGGCCUGCGUGCUGCAGAGUCAAUUCUACUCCGCGCCCGAGGCCCCCACCUUCGACUGGUUCACCGGCGGGUUCGGCAAGUCCUACGCCUUGAUCUUCUUCUGGCAAUUCGGCGGCCAGGCCUUUCAGCAAUUCCUGUACUGGUUGGUCGGGCAGUACAGCACCGACAUCUCCAGUCUGUCCUACCACUGCGGAAUCCUGCGUGGAUUUGAAGCGCUGGGACAGACUGUCGCAUGGGCUAUGCAAACCGAAGGCAACGUCAACCAUUUCGCCAGCAUCGGCCUCAACUUUGGUGUGACCCUGUUGUGCGUGAUCCCGACGUGGAUCGUCCUGUCCGGCCUGGAACAUAGCCACGAGGUGCAGGUCACCGCGGAGGAUAUCCCGGCCAAGAAUGUAGACGAUGCUGAGGCGUAA
Messenger RNA from Aspergillus saccharolyticus JOP 1030-1, 1356 nucleotides. RefSeq lists its product as uncharacterized. Gene Ontology annotation, molecular function: transmembrane transporter activity. Bases 1 to 1356 code for a protein of 451 amino acids. NCBI's taxonomy places the organism in Eukaryota, Fungi, Ascomycota, Eurotiomycetes, Eurotiales, Aspergillaceae. The transcript is spliced from 3 exons. The record is from RefSeq and is a predicted model, not a curated record. Gene Ontology annotation, biological process: transmembrane transport.